AUGUCAGGAGGAUCGGAUGUAUCUUCACCAUCAUCAGGACGAAUUAGCACGAGUUCUUUGUCAGACUUGAAGGACUUGGAUCUUUCUUCAGAGUCUGGCUGCUUGUCCAUUGUUGUACUAGGUGCUUCUGGGGACCUUGCUAAAAAGAAAACUUUUCCAGCACUCUUCAACCUUUUUCAACAGGGAUUUAUACAAUCUGGAGAAGUCCAUAUAUUUGGGUAUGCAAGAUCAGAUAUGUCUGACGACGGGUUAAGAGAACGCAUUCGUGGAUAUCUCAAAGGAGCUUCAGAUGAACAUCUUUCACAAUUUUUGCAAUUAAUUAAGUAUGUUAGUGGUUCAUAUGAUAGUGGGGAAGGAUUUGAAGUGCUAAACAAGACAAUCUCUGAGAAUGAAACAUCAGAGAACAACCAACCAGGAAACUCCCGAAGACUAUUUUAUUUGGCAUUACCUCCUUCAGUGUACCCCUCAGUAUGCAAAAUGAUAAGAUCAUAUUGCAUGACUCCAUCCUCUCAUACUGGUUGGACAAGGGUUAUUGUUGAAAAGCCCUUCGGAAAGGAUUUAGACUCUGCUGAGGAAUUGAGUGCCCAACUUGGAGAGCUUUUCGAUGAAGAACAACUAUAUAGAAUUGACCACUAUUUAGGAAAGGAGUUGGUCCAAAACUUGCUCGUGCUUCGCUUUGCAAACCGCUUUUUUCUGCCCCUCUGGAAUCGUGAUAACAUAGAUAACGUACAGAUUGUAUUCCGGGAGGACUUCGGAACUGAUGGACGUGGAGGAUAUUUUGAUCAAUAUGGUAUCAUUCGGGAUAUCAUUCAGAACCAUUUGCUGCAGGUCUUUUGUUUGGUAGCCAUGGAAAAGCCUGUCUCUCUUAGUCCUGAGCACAUAAGAGAUGAGAAAGUCAAGGUUCUGCAAUCAGUGAGCUGUAUAAACCAUGACGAGGUAGUCCUUGGGCAAUAUGAUGGCUACAAGGAUGAUCCGACAGUGCCAAAUGAAUCCAACACGCCUACUUUUGCGUCCGUUGUACUGAGGGUACACAAUGAGAGAUGGGAUGGAGUUCCUUUCGUCCUUAAGGCUGGUAAAGCACUAAGCUCUAAGAAAGCAGAGAUACGUGUGCAGUUCAAGGAUGCUCCGGGCGAUAUUUUUAGAUGCAAGAAACAAGGAAGAAAUGAAUUUGUCAUACGCCUGCAGCCAUCGGAAGCCAUGUAUAUGAAAUUAACUGUAAAGAAACCAGGGCUCGAAAUGGCAACAGAACAGAGCGAACUGGAUUUAUCCUACGGGCUACGGUACCAAGAUGUAAAAGUCCCAGAAGCGUACGAGCGUCUUAUCUUGGACACGAUAAGAGGUGACCAGCAGCACUUUGUUCGCCGAGAUGAGCUCAAGGCUGCCUGGGAGAUCUUCACUCCUUUGUUGCACGACAUCGAUGCUGGCAGGCUCAAGGCUCUGCCAUACCAACCGGGAACCCGGGGUCCUCCGGAGGCCGAUGAGUUGAGCAAGAGGAUGGGGUACGUGCCGACUCUUGGCUAUGUUUGGGCACCACCAACCCUUGCAAAGUUUUAG
This is a messenger RNA of Triticum turgidum subsp. durum (durum wheat), 1554 nucleotides long. NCBI's taxonomy places the organism in Eukaryota, Viridiplantae, Streptophyta, Magnoliopsida, Poales, Poaceae. The record is from the annotation of a GenBank genome assembly.